GACCAAGGGACGCGGGAUCUUGAUAUUCAGCCUUCUAUUCAACGACGACUGCGCAGUCCUUGAUCAAUCAAACAUGGGCGGUCUCACAUAUGGCGCCUAUGGCGCAACCACUGCCCUGACAGUCAUCGGACUUUACAUGCUGUUCAAUGGAGAGGGCGAGGCUUUUAACGUUGGAGACUUCCUUCUCAGCAUUUCGCCCCACGCAUGGGCUAGCACAGGUAUCGGCCUCUGCAUUGGUCUCUCGGUCGUUGGAGCUGCAUGGGGUAUCUUCAUCACCGGCUCCUCGAUUCUCGGUGGUGGUGUCAAGGCUCCCAGGAUCCGAACCAAGAACUUGAUCUCCAUCAUCUUCUGCGAAGUCGUCGCCAUCUACGGUGUCAUCAUGUCCAUUGUCUUUUCCGCAAAGCUGGCCUCGGUGGGCUCUGAUGCCGCAAGAUCAGGCAGCAACUACUACACUGGUUUCGCCCUCUUCUGGUCUGGUCUCUUGGUCGGCGCUUGCAACUUGGUCUGCGGUGUGUCUGUUGGUAUCAACGGUUCCAGUGCUGCUCUUGCAGAUGCUGCUGACCCCAGCUUGUUCGUCAAGAUCCUGGUCAUUGAGAUUUUCAGUUCAGUCCUCGGACUCUUCGGUCUCAUCAUUGGUCUCCUACUCUCCGGUCCCGCUGCCGACUUCCACUAAACUAUUCGAUACCCUGGACGCUGUGUGUCAUGAAAGAGGAGAGAAGGGAUAAUGAAAUGGAGUCCACAAGAAGAAAGAAAAGGGCAACUCAACACUGCCUCACAAAUACUGUCGCAAACGAAGCCAGUCAGCCAGCAUUAGUAGGCGUCCGG
Aureobasidium pullulans EXF-150 is the source of this 825-nucleotide messenger RNA. RefSeq lists its product as uncharacterized. Gene Ontology annotation, biological process: proton transmembrane transport. Lineage: Eukaryota; Fungi; Ascomycota; Dothideomycetes; Dothideales; Saccotheciaceae. The transcript has 5 exons. The record is from RefSeq and is a predicted model, not a curated record. Gene Ontology annotation, molecular function: proton-transporting ATPase activity, rotational mechanism. Bases 74 to 673 code for a protein of 199 amino acids. Gene Ontology annotation, cellular component: proton-transporting V-type ATPase, V0 domain.